This is a messenger RNA of Symbiodinium natans, 1248 nucleotides long. The record is from the annotation of a GenBank genome assembly. NCBI's taxonomy places the organism in Eukaryota, Dinophyceae, Suessiales, Symbiodiniaceae.
AUGAGCUCGAUGACUGUCAAGGAUCCCUGCUUUGCGGAGUUUGCGCAGAAUGUACUCAGUGACAGCUGGGGCCGUGGUGAUUUCGUCAUCGUGGUUGAGGAAAGGUCAUCUUCCGACAAGACUGCCAAGCUGGCACCAUCCAAGCGAAAGGAGUUCAGAGUUUCAUCCAUCCUGCUCUCCCGGGCAUCCCCUGUAUUUAAGGCAAUGAAUAGCCAAGAGAACUUCGUGGAGGGCGCGGCGUCCCAAGUUACCAUCAGCGACUUCUCGGUACCGGCAGUUGAGGCCUUCUUGAGGUUUUUGCAUUUUGGGGAGAUAUCGGAAGACAUCGCUUUGAUUCUGGAAGUGCGGCUCUUAGCUGACAAGUAUGCCAUCAACACCUUGCAGGAGCUUUGCAAGAAGAUCGCAGGGUCCGUGGAGCUGAAACCCCCGACGACCUGCCGCAUCUUCAAGCUCGCCGACCGCUUUCAUCACCAAGAGCUGAAAAGCCGCGCUUUGCACGCCAUUCUCACGAAGCCAAGACAAGUCUUGAAGGCUCGCCCGCCUCUGGGUAUCCGACUUGUGCAGGAAGUUCUGGAAACCCAGGCCCUUUGCAUUGAUGGCGAAGGUCUUCUUAGCUUGAUCUAUGGGUGGCCCAUGGCCUCAACGCCAGGAGAGGAGUCCGUCCAACGUCUCUUGCUCAAGUAUGCGAGGGGUGAAGUGCAAGGAUAUCUUCGGCAGGCAACCAACGAUGCUUUGUACGCUUUGCGGCAGAAAGGCCCGCACCCCUUUGGCCAUGCGUCUCACGUGACCGUUCUGACUGAGCUUGCUGGGAAGAAGCCUGCCGAUGACCCGUCCCUCUAUGCCAUCGCGCACAACUUCUCUGGCAUGAGGGCCCUCCCGAUCGAAGAUGGCUGGAUCGUCUGGAUGUUGCCCUUUGUCUCCCUGUACCUGAUUGGCUUCUGCUUCACCAGCAACCUCCCAAAGUCUGGUGUGCACUUCAGGAUCUUCUGUUCCGAGGAUGGAGCUGGGUGGCAGCAGUGUUUAGACUCUCGGGCACAUGGCGACAUUUCGGAAGGUCAGGUGGUGGCGUGUCAUCAUCAUCCACGAGUGAAGUGGCUGAAGCUGCAUGUGACCGAGGGCUUCUUUUGCAGCGAGUUCCGCGUCCGAGGCAUUGUGGUCCAGACCGGGCAGUUCCGACAGUCUCCAUCAGGAAAAGCAACAUCCGCCGAGGCCGACGAUUCAGACUCGGACACGGUGGUCAUCGACUGA